Molecule: messenger RNA, 1119 nt
Organism: Penicillium manginii
Lineage: Eukaryota; Fungi; Ascomycota; Eurotiomycetes; Eurotiales; Aspergillaceae
Product: flavin monoamine oxidase family protein
Exons: 3
Coding region: 1-1119 (372 amino acids)
Molecular function (GO): oxidoreductase activity
Source: RefSeq, a predicted model, not a curated record
AUGACGGAUACAUUCGAUGUGGUAAUGGUUGGGGCAGGCAUGGCCGGAAUCAUGGCAGCCCGCGACCUCAGCAAAGAGGGAUAUUCGGUCAUCCUUCUUGAGGCUCGAGACAGAGUCGGCGGGCGAACUUACACCAAAAGGGCCUUUGGUCGGGAGGUGAAGCUCGGAGGGGCAUACGUGCAUUGGUCACACACAAACAGUGACCACGACGUCGCUGUGGAGCCUGUCAUCACCCGUCUCGUUGACGACGUUUGCCGUCGCUUCCCGACACCUUUUGAGCCUGGUGCGGUGGACAACAGCGAAAUAGAAAAAGAGACCCUUGAGGACCGCAUCAACUCUUUCAAUAUCCCCACAUACGAGCGCGAAGUCCUCGAUGGAAUUUUCUACAAAGCCUUCUUCGAAACAGGUAGCUACUGGGCUAUUGAUGGCGGUACAAAACGUCUGAUCAAUGCCAUUAUGGCGGAGUCGUCCGUUGAGCUGCGUAUCUCGACACCUGUCAGCUCUAUCACUGACAACGGAUCACAAGUCACUGUUACGACGCGUACCGGCCACAAGAUUCAUUCGCGCUCGGUCAUCGUUGCACUCAAUACCAUUGGAGACAUUAAGAUCACACCAGAUAUUCCUCCGCGCGUGCGGCAGAUGAUUGACCAAAAGAACCCAGUCAUGGGUGGGAAGAUAUGGGCGCGGGUCAAAGGUGAAAUUCAGCCCUUUUCUGGCUUCGCCUCAGUCAGCAAAAGCCCUAUCAACGUAGCCAGAGUUGAAAGUCGCUACAAUGGAGAUACCCUAAUUUUAUGCAUGUGCUCCGAUGUGAGAACAAUUUGUGCCGAUGACCGCGAGGCAGUGCAAGCCGCUUUGCGAGAGUUUGUCCCUGACAUCCAAGUGAUCGAUACGGCUAGCCACAACUGGGUCACCGACGAGUUCUCUAAAGGCGCCUGGAUGAUGCACCGGCCUGGACAUUUGACGCAAGGCGCACUCCAGAUGCGCCAGCCUCAUGGUCGUGUUCACUUUGCCGGUGGAGACAUUGCUCUACCUGUGGUCACUUCAAUCGACGGCGCUAUGGGGACCGGUGCAGCUGCAGCGCGCGAUGUUGCCUCUGGGUUGGCCAGUGGUAAGUAUUAA